AUGGAGACGGCCCCGGGGCAAAAAACCUACGACCUUGCGGAAACUUCAACCCAACGCGAUUUCUCUUUCUUUGGGCCUUAUAUUGGGUAUUCCGUCAGCCAACGCCGGAUCAUGUUCGCCGCCCACUUUCGAAGUGAUCCUCAGCAGACCCAUCUAGUUUUCUGCCCAGCCCAAAUCAAAGCUACAACUAUCAGUCAAGAUGAUCGAGUCGCACUUCAACUGGCCCUCGACUGGGCGAGAUCAGAAGUACCCUUGAAUGUCUGGAAUAUACUCGAUGUGGAUCGGGAACAGUGUUUUAUCGUCCUUGAUGAAUAUGGCAAGCCUGUCCAGACCUAG
This is a messenger RNA of Monascus purpureus, 336 nucleotides long. The record is from the annotation of a GenBank genome assembly. Lineage: Eukaryota; Fungi; Ascomycota; Eurotiomycetes; Eurotiales; Aspergillaceae.